AUGACCGAUGUCAAAAGCAUCCUCCUACAUCCAACUCAAGAUCACGGCACGCCAAGCGUUGUGGUCACCCGUUCGAAGCAGUAUCUGACAACCCAUACUGUGGAUGAUGCUCAUAUUACGGAUAUAUUUUCAAUAGCUACGACACCGAAGGCGGUACUGUCAGCCGGUGGAUCAUCAACGCUCCAUGUGCACGACACAACAGACCCUUCAUUCCCUUUGAAGCAGUCCAUCCCUAACGCGCACAAACUCGGUUGCCACCACAUCAGCGCAUCAAGAAAUGGAAAGGUUGCAGCAAGUGUAGGCUUCGGAGGAGAGGUGAAACUUUGGGCGUUAAACCAAGACACUGGCGAGUGGUCAAACAGCGGCGAAAUCACUGGACCGGCAGUCAAACCAGGUGAGGUGUGGGCGGUAGCACUCAGCGAGGAUGGGUCAUAUCUGGCCAGCACAACAAAUGACGGACGUAUCAACGUCUGGGAUAUUACAGACGAGAAAAACGCCAAGAUUAUGGAAUAUGAAACAGGAAGCGCUGGGUCAGGCAGCUUUGGCAUGAGCGUCGAUCUCAGUAGAGACGGCAAAUACACUGCCAGCGGUCACCAAAACGGAGCAGUGUACAUUUUCAACAAUGACACGGGGAGAAUUUUGUAUUCUCUUUCAGGGCUCUCAAAACCUGUUCGAGCAGUAGCCUUCUCGCCAGCAAGUUCGAGACUUGCUGCCGCGGGUGACGCAGGAAUCAUUGCCCUGUAUGAUAUGAAGCACGGUGAACAUGUGGGCAAUUUGACCGGCCAUUCUUCAUGGAUCACGACUAUUGACUGGAGUGAUACGGGCGAAUUCUUGCUCAGCGGAUCAAUGGAUGGCAAAGUCAAGGUAUGGUCGAUUGAGCGAAGUGCUUGUGUGGCCACCCACAGCGAGACAGAUAAGGCAUUGUGGACGGCGCGAUGGCUUCCCAAGACUGGGAAGAGUGAGAUGUUCUGCACGGCCGGUGCGAACAGAAGCCUGUCUUUCUAUCGCGAAGCGACUGGAGCUUAA
Metarhizium brunneum ARSEF 3297 is the source of this 1026-nucleotide messenger RNA. It is a transcript of the gene rec14, whose product is annotated as Meiotic recombination protein rec14. Gene Ontology annotation, cellular component: nucleus. Gene Ontology annotation, molecular function: protein binding. The record is from RefSeq and is a predicted model, not a curated record. NCBI's taxonomy places the organism in Eukaryota, Fungi, Ascomycota, Sordariomycetes, Hypocreales, Clavicipitaceae.